UCCUCCAGAAAUUCAGUUCCGACCGAAACGUCGUGUGUAGUGGAUGUACUCGCUCUCGCCAGUUCCGAGCCGCAGUCGUGCUGAAGUCAACGGUCGUUCCUAGUGAUGAUUUAACGAAACCCAAACUGAACACGAUGUGUUGCGAGAACGUUAUGUUUGUACUUGUUUUGGUGCUGAUCAGUGUUGAAAAAGUGACACCGCGAUCGUUAACCAGCAUCGAGACAAUCCCACGAGGGUGCGAAUGGCAGAUGCAGCCGGUGCAGGACAACGACAGCAGAGAAGAGCCGGUGUUAUCCUGCAGGAUAAGGACUAUUAACAGUGCGGGCUCUUUGUUAGGGAACUUGAGCCAGACUCAAAUCGACCGCGUGACUGUUUUGAAGUUGGAAUGCAGCGACGUGUUGUUUUUCGAGAGUUCGUUGGAAGCCAGUAGUAAACACGGAAGUUUCUUGAAUGGGUUGCGAUGGUUGAAAGAACUCAAGUUGGAGUUCUGCAAGAUCAGAAACAUCCCAGCGGGUGUGUUAAAGUCGAUGCGUCAAUUGCGCGUUUUCUCGCUGCGUUCGCACAACUCGGACUGGUCGUCGAUGACGCUCGAGAUGCACCCGCAGAGCUUCCUCGGGAUGAGCGAGUUGAGGAGUUUGGACCUCGGUGAUAAUAACAUCUGGAGCACGCCGCCGGAGCUGUUUUGUCCCCUGUACAGUUUGACGCAUUUAAAUCUGACCAUGAACAAGCUCCAGAACGUGUCGUCCCUCGGGUUUUCCGACUGGGGUAAUGGGCCGCUGGCACCGGGCCGGGCUUGUGUCAGCGGGCUGGAAGUCCUCGACCUGUCGCACAACGACAUCAUCGCGCUGCCUGACAACGGGUUGUCCGGGCUCAGAUCCCUGGAAGAACUGCAUUUGCAAGAUAACGCCGUUUCGACGCUGGGAGAUCGCGCCUUCGUCGGCUUGACAAAUCUGCACACGCUCAACUUGUCGAGCAACUGUCUUGUCGCGCUUCCGCCAGAGCUGUUCCAGUCGUCGAGGGAGCUGAAGCACCUCUACAUCCACAACAACUCGCUGAGCGUGCUGGCGCCGGGGCUCCUCGAAGGGCUCGAUCAGCUAACGGUCCUCGACUUGUCUCGCAACGAGCUGUCCAGCCGCUGGGUCAACAGGGACACUUUCGCUGGGCUGGUGCGACUGGUUGUGCUUAACCUGGCCCACAACGAACUCACACGCAUCGACGCCAGCGUGUUCCACGACCUCUACACGCUGCAGAUCCUCAAUCUCGAGCACAAUAACAUCGAUUUUAUUGCCGAUGGGGCGUUUUCGGAGCUGAAGAACCUACACGCGCUUACGCUCACCCAUAAUUAUAUCACGAGGAUCGAAGCCUACCAUUUUUCUGGUAUGUAUGCCCUCAAUCAGCUGCUGCUUGACUCGAAUAAAAUCGAGCACAUUCAUCCGCAUACCUUCGAGAACGUGACUAACUUGCAAGACUUGGGGUUGAACGGGAACAUGCUGGGCGGCGUUCCGGUCGGUAUCGGGAAAUUGCGCUUUUUGAAGACGCUAGAUUUGGGCAAGAAUCACAUCGAGCUCGUUAAUAAUGCGUCGUUCGAGGGUUUGGACUCGCUGUACGGUUUGAGGCUGGUCGACAACCACAUUGUAAACAUUUCGAGAGAUGCUUUCUCCACUUUACCUUCGCUGCAAGUAUUGAACUUGGCAUCCAAUAAAAUUAAAUACGUGGAACAGAGUGCUUUUGCUAGUAAUCCGACCUUGAAGGCCAUUAGACUGGACGCCAACGAGUUAACCGAUAUAAGUGGCGUGUUCACCAAUUUACAGAGUUUGGUUUGGUUGAACGUUUCGUCGAAUAAGCUGCUCUGGUUCGACUUCAGCCAUUUGCCCUCGAGCCUCGAGUGGCUCGACAUGCACGAUAAUAAAAUAACCGAGCUGGGAAAUUAUUAUGACGUAAGAAACACGCUGAAAAUUAAAAUGCUGGAUGUUAGCUUCAAUUCAAUAACAGAAGUGCACGAGAACUGCAUUCCGGACAGCGUCGAGACUCUCUUCUUGAAUAAUAACCAAAUAACUAGCGUUCAUCCGAACACUUUCGUGAAAAAACUAAGACUUGAGAAAGUAGUUCUGUACGGGAACGAUAUCAGAUAUCUUGACCUCGCAGCUUUGAGUCUGACACAGGUCACCGAGGACAAAGAUCUUCCGCAGUUUUACAUCGGCGGAAAUCCUUUUCGUUGCGAUUGCCGCAUGGAGUGGCUGCUCAGAAUCAACCAUCUCAGUAAUCUGCGCCAGUACCCCCAGGUGCUGGACCUGGACACCGUCCACUGCGAGCUGGCGCACGCCCGGGGCUCGCCCCCUCAGCCUCUCCUUAGUUUAAAACCGUCGCAAUUCCUCUGCCCCUACGAGACCCACUGUUUCGCUCUGUGCCAUUGCUGCGACUUCGACGCUUGCGACUGCGAGAUGACGUGUCCGACCAACUGCACGUGCUACCACGACCACACGUGGUCCAGCAAUGUGGUCGACUGCAGCAACGCCGGCUACACUGCCGUCCCAGAGAAGAUACCCAUGGACGCCACCGAGAUCUACUUGGACGGCAACGACUUGGGCGAGCUCGGCAGUCACGUCUUCAUCGGCAAGAAAAAACUCGAGGUCUUGUUUUUAAACAACAGCAACGUGAGGGCCGUGCACAACCGGACCUUCAACGGCGUCAAAUCCCUCAAAGUCCUCCACAUGGAGAACAACAACCUGGAGGAGCUGCGCGGCUUCGAGUUCGACCAGCUUGAGCGCCUCAACGAGCUGUACUUAGACCACAACAGAAUCUCGUACGUCAGCAACCAGACCUUCAGGAACAUGCACAAGCUCGAGGUGCUCAAGCUGGACGAGAACAAGAUCGUCGAUUUCAUCCCUCAAUGGGCAGUUUCCGAAUCUGGUGCGGUUCCGCGCGUGACUCUCGACGGCAACAAGUGGUCGUGCGACUGCAGUUCGUUGGGGCGUCUGGAGAGCUGGAUCCGGGAGACCGGGGGAGACCCCUCGAAGCUGUAUUGCGUGGAUCGCGACGAUUCCGAGACCGUGGCCGAGGUGAUCACCCGCUGUGAUAACAAGGACAACGCGAUCGCCACGUCUGUGAUCCAACGGGAGGUGCUCAAGAAUAACCCGUUGCUGGGCGGCAGCUACGUGCCGCUGCUGGCCGCCACCCUCGUCGCCGUCAUCGUUUUUUGCCUGUUGGCGGCUGUCAUUUUCGUGUUCCGCCAGGACGUUCGCUUGUGGGCGCACUCGAAGUAUGGGAUCCGGAUUUUUCAAGACGCCGCCACUGCGCACGAUAACAAAGACGAACGUGACCGUCUUUACGAUUGCUACAUGGUCUACAGCCACAAGGAUGAAGAACUGGCCGCAAGGAUAAUUGCCCCAGAACUUGAACAACUCGGACACACCCUCUGUCUUCAUAACAGAGACUUGGCACUCCACGGCGGCGCCUCGUACCUCGCCGACGCCAUGGUAGGCGCCUCUGACGCGUCCCGGCGCGUCAUCUUCGUGGUGUCUCCGGCCCUCAUCUGCAACGAGUGGUCCCGCCCGGAAUUCCGCGCCGCCCUCCAGGCCGCGCUCCGAACGGCCCACCGCCACAAGCUGGUGUGUGUCCUCAGCGGCGACCCCCUCGAGCCCAUGGACCCGGAACUGCGGGCUCUGCUCCGCGCCUGCACCGUCACCCGGUGGGGCGAGCGGCGGUUCUGGGAGAAGCUGCGCUACGCCAUGCCGGACGUGGCCAACGGCAACCGGUCGAGACGCAGUAAGAAGCACCACCAGCCGGAAAUCCGGUGCAAGGUCAGCGCGAGGUACACCGCGGCGCCCACGGCUCCGGACUCCUGGUACAAGUACCAGGCCAUGCCCGGAGUGCACGCGGCCGCGUUGACACCCACGCCCACCCAGAGCACCUACGUUUCCGGGGAGUCGGCCCGGAGCACGGAGGACGAGGCCGGAUCCAGCGCUAGUAGCCAACAUUAUGGGUCGGAGCAGCUGAACCACAGCUACGUCUCCAUCGAUGGGCGGCCUCCGCAGUACACCCAGUACCCGAUGUGUAGGCCUGAGGUACCGCACCAUCUCUACUCUACCAUACCGGAUAGUCAACCUCAGUCGAGGACUUACUUUGUGUGAAUGUAAGUUGAUUUUUAAAGGCUGUUUUACUUAACGGAUAGGAUUAAAGACGUAUAAAGCAAUUUGUAGUUUUCGUAAUUAAUAUUCAAAUGUCACUAGUUCGUAAUUACAAGUAAAUUAUUGUUGUAAAUAUGCUGUAAAUAUGAUUCGAGAACGAUAUUUAUUUAUAUUGUACGUGUAGUACUAUUUACUAAACGCUUAUUAGUCACUAUUUUAAGUAUUUGUACA
This is a messenger RNA of Zophobas morio, 4358 nucleotides long. Its product is annotated as toll-like receptor 6. Bases 135 to 4130 code for a protein of 1331 amino acids. Gene Ontology annotation, biological process: signal transduction. The record is from RefSeq and is a predicted model, not a curated record. Gene Ontology annotation, molecular function: protein binding. The transcript has 2 exons. Lineage: Eukaryota; Metazoa; Arthropoda; Insecta; Coleoptera; Tenebrionidae. Gene Ontology annotation, cellular component: extracellular matrix.